Molecule: messenger RNA, 381 nt
Organism: Fulvia fulva
Lineage: Eukaryota; Fungi; Ascomycota; Dothideomycetes; Mycosphaerellales; Mycosphaerellaceae
Exons: 1
Coding region: 1-381 (126 amino acids)
Source: RefSeq, a predicted model, not a curated record
AUGUCUGAGCCUAUCAGCAAACGCCGCAUCUUUCCUUUCUUCGACUUACCACGCGAAUUGAGAGACUUCAUUUAUGGCUUCUCACUUUGUGAUAAGAGGCUCGAGCCAGAUCACCAUAGUGCCAUCUGGGUCACCGAUGUUGCGCCACAAAAUACGAUGCGCGUGUCGCGUCAGUUCAACGAGGAGCUGCGAGAACAAGUUCAGAAGAAGGCACAUCUCUAUAUCGCCCAAGACUACACUACCGAUCCAGCCCCGAUUCAAGCCAACACCGUUCCCCAGCAAAACAGCCUCAGAUUUCUGACUGUGUCUAUCGAGCUGAAUAACGGCAUGUUCGGUCUGCAGGCGCAACGAGCAUGGGUCGUACAGGCUAUACGUCACUGA